AUGAGCUCUACUGUCUCUGUCUUCAAGCCCGACGUGUUUGCCGGCAAGGUCGCCUUCGUUACUGGAGGCGGAUCGGGCAUCUGCUACGGCAUUGUCAAGCAGCUCAUGGCCCACGGCUGCAACGCCGCCAUCUUCGGUCGCCGCCAGAAGAACAUCGAGGACGCGGCGGCCGCGUUGAGCAAGGACACGGGCAAGAAGUGCAUCGGCAUCAGCGGCGACGUGCGCAAGCUCGACACGCUCCAGGAGGCCAUCAAGCGCACCGUCGCCGAGUUUGGCCGGAUCGACUUUGUCGUCGCAGGUGCCGCCGGCAACUUCCUGAGCCCGCUCGCAGGCCUCAGCGCCAACGCCUUCAAGACGGUCCUCGAGAUCGACACCCUCGGCACGUACCACACGUUCAAGGCGACGAUCGACGAGCUGUGCAAGACCAAGGGCUCGAUCCUCGCCAUCUCUGCCACCUUGCACUACACCGCCACCCCGCUGCAGGCGCACGUGUCGGCGGCCAAGGCCGGCGUCGACGCCCUCAUCAAGGUCAUCGGCGUCGAGUACGGCCCGCGAGGGGUGCGCGCCAAUAUCAUCGCCCCUGGACCGAUCGCCGGUACCGAGGGCAUGGACCGCCUCAUGCCGAAGGAGCUCGUCGCCGAGCACACACGCGCCAUCCCGCUCCAGACGUACGGCUCGAUCGACGACAUUGCGCAGGCGGCAACGUUCCUCUUCUCGCCCGGCGCAAAGUACAUUACGGCGACGACGCUCGUCGUCGACGGCGGCAGCUGGCAUACGUCGCAGAGUGUUGGCGGCAGCGGCGUGUACCCGGACGCCUUCCUCCCGGGCGGAGAGAAGGCUUUCUCGAAGCUGUAG
Rhodotorula graminis WP1 is the source of this 855-nucleotide messenger RNA. RefSeq lists its product as uncharacterized. The coding region runs from base 1 to 855 and encodes 284 amino acids. The transcript has 7 exons. Lineage: Eukaryota; Fungi; Basidiomycota; Microbotryomycetes; Sporidiobolales; Sporidiobolaceae. Gene Ontology annotation, biological process: fatty acid catabolic process. Gene Ontology annotation, molecular function: 2,4-dienoyl-CoA reductase (NADPH) activity. The record is from RefSeq and is a predicted model, not a curated record.